AUGUGCCGGCAGUGUUGCCGGCAUUGCUGGCAUCAUGUAUGCGAUUGUUCAUGGCGACUCCGGAGAACCACAGAGUGCCGCGGUUUCGAAGAGUGUCCUUCGUAUCCGAUGCCCUAUGCGUGGAACGAGUGGCCGCUCACUUAUGACUACGAAGGUGCUUUUCCGCCAGAUUUUGUUUUCGGUAUGGGUGUCGCAGCGUUCCAGAUUGAAGGUGCUUACAAUGAGGAUGGCAAGGGGGCGUCAAUCUGGGACACAUUUACCGGCACUGAUACAGUCGGCAUGCCAGGUGCAGAUUGUAGUUAUUGUUGUAAAAAGGCCCCGUGCCCAAUAGGUGAGAACAUGAUGGCAGUCGGCGGAAAUGGCUCGACCGGCGCCGUUGCGGAUGACUUCUAUCACAUGUGGGAGACCGAUUUGGCGGUGAUGCGGUCGAUGGGGUUGAGGGCUUUCCGCUUUAGCAUUUCAUGGCCACGCGUGAUCCCAACAGGGCAAAUCCAGGAUGGUGUGAACGAAAAGGGCAUCAGAUUUUAUAACAAUCUAAUCGAUGGGCUCCUCGCUGCAAACAUCACGCCGUAUGUGACGCUGUACCAUUGGGAUUUGCCACAAGGGCUGGUUGACCCAAAGCGGGGACUCGAUGCAUGGUGGUCGAAUGAUUCAAGUGGGGUGCCCACUGGUCAAAUAACGGCUGCAUUCGGUGACUAUGCUGACUUGUGUUUCAGAGAGUUUGGCGACCGGGUCAAGCACUGGUUCACCUUUAACGAGCCGAACCAUUUCUUGUACGGAGGUGUCGACGAGGCUCCCAACACGCCCCAGAGCAAGGUGAGGUGGCCCAACGCGUACGUCGCCGCCCACAACGUCCUGACCGCGCACGGCGCGGUGCAUCAGCUAUACCGUUCGAGGUACAGAGACGAACAGAAGGGCAGCAUCGGAAUUGUCUUCAACCAGAACUGGUUCGAGCCGAACAGCACCGAACCGAAAGAUGUUGCUGCGGCCGAGCGUGCACUCCUUUUUGGGCUGGGAUGGUUUGCAGACCCGAUCUUCUCCGGUACAGGUGAUUACCCGGCACCCAUGCGAGCUGUUUUCCGCAGCCAGGGCGUGGAUCUGCCGGUCUUCACCCGGGAACAAAGGCAAAACAUCAGCUCGAGCGCGGAUUUCUUCGCCGUGAACUUCUAUUCCAGUAAGUUUGCUGGCGACGCCGAUCCGACCUGGGGCAACACCCGAUCGUUAACAACGCGGGCGGCUGGCUCACUGCCUUCGCCGACACCGCCUCCUGGACCUUGGAGGAGCGGCCCCCGCCGUGGGGCAUGCCUCGGGGGGGGCCCUUGUGGCUCUACUCGGGGCCCUGGGGCCUCCGAAAGCUGCUGA
Molecule: messenger RNA, 1362 nt
Organism: Prorocentrum cordatum
Lineage: Eukaryota; Dinophyceae; Prorocentrales; Prorocentraceae
Source: the annotation of a GenBank genome assembly